Aedes albopictus (Asian tiger mosquito) is the source of this 1061-nucleotide messenger RNA. RefSeq lists its product as uncharacterized. Bases 256 to 567 code for a protein of 103 amino acids. Lineage: Eukaryota; Metazoa; Arthropoda; Insecta; Diptera; Culicidae. The transcript is spliced from 2 exons. The record is from RefSeq and is a predicted model, not a curated record.
GUUUUUGCUGCAUCAGCAUCAGUGCCGUGCUCGUCAAAGCAAAAAAGCGUCUGUUUUUUGAAGUGUCCUGCGGAUUGUUCGGGUGCGCAAAAAAGUUCCGUUCCGUUCCCCCUGCUGCUGUUUCCAGAAGACGCCGGCCGGCCGGUACCUACUGCUGAUGCAAUUUAACAAAAUAUCAACACGCGACUUGCAUCUCGGCUCGAAGAAAAAAAAAACUGCGAGGCGGCCAACUACGUGAACGGGAAGGCUGUUGUUAUGGGAAGUCCGAAACACCCCAUCGGUGCUGCAAAAAUUUUCGAAACUAUCCAUAAAACCAUGAAGAUCGGCCGCCAGGUGUCGAUCCACAAGCACCACGAGGACCGGAAGAUGUGCGUCAAAGAGCGCUUCAAUUAUGAACUAGCUGAAACGCGAACGACAUCGGAGAUUCCGGCCAGAAGCGAGAAGCGCAAUGCCUAUGAACAGGUGAACAAGAAGCGCAUAGCUCGGAAUGUUCGUGGGAAGGAAACGGAAGUGGAAGCUACGGAAAGGACUGAGCAGCAACCACGACGCCGGAAACAAGUUGGAUGAGUUCGUGUAAUGCAAGAUCUCUCUUUGCAUUUCGUGACUAGGACGGAAACGGAACCAAGCAGCCCGAUGGCAGUUGCGCACACUGAUGAAGUACGAACCAUAAAGAGUGGUUGAGUGAAGCAUCUUCCCGUAAACGAAACCACCCGGAAGAGAGAAUGGCGUGUUCACUUAAGUUAUAUCUUCAAAAAGUUUAUGAUUGAAUCUCGGAUUAAAUUUAAAUCGGUAAUAAUUAUAUAUGUUGUAAUAAAUAUGUAUCGUAUUUAAUAUUUUUUUUAUUUAGCUACAAUAAUGCAAGUAAUGACACGCGGGAAAAUCUCAUCUCAGUUUAAGCACAUGGAGCUCAACUAAAUCACGUUGAGCUGUAUGCUUGUUUAGAUUGAAAGGAUUUUUCCGUUCGUUUUUACUUGUAUUAUUGUAUCUGAUUCAAUUUAUUAAUCAAUUGUUCAAUAGUACAAGCAUAACAGAACCGUAAAACGUAUUGUUAUUACAACUGU